Vespa velutina is the source of this 5867-nucleotide messenger RNA. Its product is annotated as apolipoprotein D-like. The coding region runs from base 4543 to 5505 and encodes 320 amino acids. The record is from RefSeq and is a predicted model, not a curated record. The transcript has 4 exons. Lineage: Eukaryota; Metazoa; Arthropoda; Insecta; Hymenoptera; Vespidae. Gene Ontology annotation, molecular function: pigment binding.
UGAAAAGCAAGAAGAAAAACAAGAACAAAUAUGAAAAUGAAAACGAGAACGCAAAGAGAAACGAAGGGAACGAAAGAAGAAAGAAGAAGAAAACAUAAAAAGAGAGAAUGAAAGAAAAUAAGAAGAGUACAUUCUAUUUACGUCUUCCAAUAUCAGAACGUCCUUUUCCCCCCCUCCCCCUUCUGUAUAUCCAUCAUUUUCGAAGUAACUUUUAGAAUUUUUCUCCUAUCAAAUUCUCCAGUUCUCUUCCUCUCUGUUAUCUCGAGUAACGAUCGUCGUUAUAUCUCAAGCGAUUGGAGUGCCUUGCGUCAGAUGGGUCCAAAUCGGUCGAUCGGGCAGUGAUUUCAUGUGUUCAUAGGCUUAAGACAAGUUACGCGUAAAAAAAAAAAAAUAAAAAAAAAGAAAAAUUCAAUCAAGACGAAUUAUGUGAGCUCGCUUAUAGAAUGAGAAUAUAUUAAAAUGGAAUGAGUCGAUAUAGCGAUGAUAAUAAUAAUUAUGAUUAUGAUCGCGACAAUUAUGACGAUAAUGAUGAUGAUGAUGAUGAUGAUGAUGAUGAUAAUGAUAAUGAUGAUGAUGAUAAUGAUGAUAAUGAUAAUGAUGCUGAUUAUGAUGAUAAUGAUGAUGAUGAUAAUGAUGAAUUCAUAAUUCACCAUUAGAGAAGAUUCUAAUUAUCACACGGAUUAAAUCAAUAACUUUUCGUUAUUACGUCUCUAGUUCUUGUCGUUGUAAGUAGUAGCUUCUUUUUUUCGUCUUUAUUAGUUUUCUUAAACCUUUUUCUUCGUCUUCCUCUUCCUCUUUUUCUGUCCCUUUUCUUCAUUUACAUCCUCUUCUUCUUCUCUUUUUUGUUCUUCGUUGGCGCAGGACGUCAUAAUAUUCUUUUCCGCCCUCUCCCCCCCCCUCUAAAUAAAUCUAUUUCCAUAAUCUAAGGUACCUUGAAAAAAAGGACCUCCGACCUCUCUUUGGCUCUUUGGACCUACCCCAACAACCACCUCGGUGAUCAUCGGUAAUAAUGAAAGGAAUUAUGUAUCUACUUGCUCUUUCUCUUUUUUUCUAUGUCUCUUUCUCUCUUUUCCUCUUUUUCUCUCUUUCUCGCUUGACGAAGAGCAACGAAGGACUUCCUUUUUUUAAACAAACGACAAAUGAAACAUCACUGUAUAUAUAUAUAUAUAUAUACACACAUAUAUAUAUAUGUAUAUAUAUAUAUAUGGAAGCAAACUCUUUGAUCGUCUUCGUCGCCGGAAAUGCAAAAUUUUAAGGACAACUUUAUAUAUAAACGCCAAAGAUAGAAUUGUAAAUCAUAUACAAAAUUAUCAAUAUAUCUACGACGAAAACGACGACACGGAACAACGUUAGAGUCAAGAAAGAAAUUUUAUGGGAAGAAAAAACUAAAAAAAAAAAAAACUAAAAAAAAAAAAAAUAAAAAAAAAAAAAGAAAAGAAAAGAAAAGAAAAGGAAAAAAAAAGAGAAAAGAAAAGGUACAUCGGACACGAAUAAUUUAUCAAUAUAAUGAUCUCUAGGAACGAGUUAAAUUUAAAAUAAGAUUUCGAUGAUUUACUACGUGAUAAUCUUAAUAAAAUAUCCACGAUGGAUGUUAAAUUGAGUUGAGAGAAAAAAAUGAAAAAAGAAAAAGGAAAAAGAAAAAUACAAAUAAACGGAGACACAGACACAGACAGAAGUAGAUUCACACGUACACGCGCGCGCAAAUAACGAAAAGGAUAGAAAAAAGAAAAAAGGAGACGUUGGGAACACACUAGUCCGUAAUCCUAGUUUCUCUUUGUCCUGCUAACCGAGAUCACUCGAGGUGUAGAAAGAAAAUGAAAGAAAAUUUGGCCUGUAUCGUUUUCUCAUCGUCGCUUUCUCGUCCAUCGUAUUAUGUUUGUAGAAUAAUCGAUGAAACGAGGAGUGGAACGGGACGAUAGAGAUACGAAAUAUUAGAUGAAGAUUAGAGGGGUGGUGCAUGAGCUCCCAUUGAAUCAGCCAGAAUACGUGAAUGGCCAGCACAAAAAGCGAAUGAACGCAAUGUGAUACUAAAUGAUAAUAAGAAUAAAAAUAUAAUUAUUCUGUAGCGUGCGACUACUCGGGACACGAAGCGUAUCAUUUGAAAUGGAAAAUGUAUAAUAGAAAGGAAAAGAGCGAGCGAACGAGCGAGAGAGAGAGAGAGAGAGAGAGCGAGAGAGAGAGAGAGAUAUUCGUAUCCCUAGAGUCGCCUUGAAUAAUAUAAGCAGCUAGCCUAUGUCAACCUCUCCCUCUCUAUCCCACGAACCUACCCAUCCUUAAAUUUUUCCCAGAUUUUCGAGCCGUAGACGGACUAGGGUUACGCAAUAAAGAUUAUUUUAACGUAUAAUUAAUUAUGCUUAUUUUGUGUAUGUAUUAUACACGUAUACCCACGAAGCUGGGUGCUCAGAUAUCCCUUAAGAGGCAACGAAUGUAUUGUUAUUAUUAUAUAAUAUCUCCUUUCAAAGUAAUCUCUCUCCUUCGGUGAUUGAAUAUCAUUUUUAAACAUAAACAUAUUCAAAGUAAACAAUAAUCUCGAUAUUUUCUUUAUCGCGAAUUCGGAGAAGUAUUAUGUAUAUUCUAAAAGAUCUUGUUAUUGUUAUUGUUAUUUUAUCGACCAAAUCCGUCCUGGAAGGAUCAAAAAAAAAAAAGAAAAAAAAAGAAAAAAAAAAAAUAAAAAACAAAGGAAAAAGAGAAAAGAUUCAGUACCUUUGACGUCUCUCACGGGUAAAUCUGGGCGAAGUUUCAUAGCUGUUAAGCAUUUUCCGAGCGGCGAGCGUCCUCUGCGUGCUUUCUUAGUGUUCAUAGUCUUUUACGAUGAGAUAUAAAUUAAUUCCGAAAGGGGAAAAAAUAUGUAAAAAUGAAAAGAUAAAACAGAAGCGAGCGAAAAGAAUACGUUCUUUGUUCUUCUUGAGUAUAUUGUAUUUUCUUGAUGAUCCUUAUAUACUCCGAUAUCCCUGAUAUAUAUAUAUAUAUAUCCCAUAUCAAAUUUUAUGGAAAUUUGUUCUGUUUUUUUUUUUUUUUUUUUUUUUUACCUAUGUAAGACAACGCUUCCAGAAUAAAAAUUCCAAACGUAACGAAAGAUAAGCGGAGGAAAGGGAGUGAGCUGAGGGACAGACAGUGUUAAACUAACGGUUCAAAGAGUCUUGACUUUUGAAGAAAAAGAAAACAUACACGAAACCCGUUAUCGGUUGGGCUACGUUCCAGCUGGGCAACCUACGUAAAUGCGUCCCGAAGCAUUCCGUUGGUAGCCGUGUCGAUUGCAUAAUUACGGGACGAUAAAUAAGACGCAGGUUUUCUCGUUUUGUAAGUUCCUCUCAAGAUCGGUCACGCUCCUGCCACCUACCUACCAGUUUCCUUCGCGAACGUAAAUAUCCAACGAGCAUGUAAGGUCGAGGUUGUUCAAACCGGCUUCGUGAAUGGUUACAGGAAGAAUAACGCCUCCUUGAAGCACGCUUCGCGCUAUAAUACUGCAUUCUGCAUCGCGUGCCAGUGUCAUACCUUCGGGCUUGCGCGUUAAUACGAUACAUCCGAUUCGAUAUAGGCACGCUUUCUCCGCUCGACGAUCAUUUAAAUGACCCUUGGUAGUAUCAAUACACCUGAACCUGUUAUUGGUUAAAAUCAUCAGACAAAAUCGUUUUGAUACCUUUUUUUUUUUUCUUUUGAUCCUUGAGCAAAGAAAAAAAAAAAAAAGAAAAGAAGAAAAAAGAAUAAAGAAAAUUGAUCGAAUUAAAGGAAAUACAAAUUUACAAGAGCGUGACUCGAUUAAAUUAUUAAAUAUGAUGAAUUUAUUAAACGAUUAAAUUCAACGAUUAGUCGUAAUAUUAUUUAAUUGGUACUUACUAAUCGUAAUGAUAAGAUCAACGAUAUUUAAUGUAGAAAAAUCUAAAAUUACUAUAGAAACUGGUAUAAUAAAUAAUUCUUAUAUUGGAUCAGUUAUUCAUAUAAUAUUUCGCUCAUGUUUCUCUUAUCGGUUCAUCUUAUUUAUGUUCAUCUUAUUUAACCAGGAUGUUUAUAACGAAUCAAUUGGUCAAUCAAGUCAGAAUAAAUCACUUUCCUUAAUCAAUCCGUCCGAUCAGCUAUCUUCUUAAAUAUGUCCGACACGUCUUUGGAACCAGUCUUCCUUAUCGAUAAACCCGGCCAAUGGCCUGGACAGUCCACGCAUCGUACAUGAGGUUCGGGAUUCUGCUCUCGAUCAAACGGACGUUGGCUUGGAACCGUUGGAAGAUAGAAAUUCAUGAAAUCGAAUCGUUGUGCCGAGCGUGAGCACGGAAAGUACCGUUGUCGAAGGAAUUGCAUAAUGGAGCUUGCGUUUCUUGUUUUUCGUUGGAAGUGCAGACAUCGAGUUAGCUGAUAUUUAUUGGCAGGAGAUCCGUACCGACGUCAUUGACCAAUAACCGACUCUCGUGUCUCUUCGGUUUUCUCGUCUCGUUGACUGACCAGAGUUUCUCGGAGUUCUUGAAGAGUACCGUAAGAACGUCAAUACGUUGGUAAGGGUAAAGAGGGGAUAUAGACGCCCGGUCAACGCUCCUGCAUUCUACCUCCUUAAUGUAUAUAAAGAAGAAGCAUCGUACGGAUUUCAAGGCAGAUACCAAGAACAACAUGUACGGCAAGGUGGUUUUGACUCUCGCGACAAUUCUGGCAUUGACCAGUGCCCAGAUACCAAGUCUGGGUUGGUGUCCAGAAUACGUACCAAUGGCUAACUUCGACAUGAACAGGUUUUUGGGAGUCUGGUAUGAAGCGGAAAGAUAUUUCCAAUUAGCUGAAGUGGUUUCACGUUGCGUCAUGUCGAAUUAUACGAGAAGUCCUGAUGGCAAGUUACGUGUGAGCAAUGAAGUUACGAACAGAAUUACAGGAAUCAAGAGAAUAUUGGAAGGUGAAAUUAAAAAGGCAGCUUCGAAAGCGGAGGAAGGAAAAUUAUACGUGAAAUAUACGGCAGUACCUCUAACUCCAGAGACACAUUAUUCAGUGUUAGAAACUGAUUAUGAUAACUAUGCCGUGCUGUGGAGCUGUUCUGGUAUUGGUCCGAUCCACGCCCAAAAUGCUUGGGUCAUGACCAGAGAGAGAAUCGCACCUGGAUCGAUACUUCAAAAGGCUUAUGGCGUUUUGGACAAAUACAAGAUUUCCAAAGCGUUCUUCGUGAAAACGAAUCAAGAGGAUUGCGCUUAUCUCGCACCUACUACGGCUAUUGAGACUAGUACUGCAGCAGUAGCUGAGGCACAGGAAACAAAGAAAGAGCACGUGCGAAAUGUGUUUGGUCAAUUGUCAGAAUCAGAAGUACCGAUCAAAGAAGAAUCGAUCGAAAAGGAAAAGAUAUCACAAAAGAUAGAAACCGUACCGGAAAGAAUUCUUAAAGUCGCGGAUUUAGUCAAUGAAGAUAAGCUAUCGGAAAAGUCAACGAAGGAAGAAAAUUUGGAAAAGAAGACGAAUUUAAAAAAAGUCGAUGAAAAAUUAAAGAAGAAAGAGGAAAUUACGGAAAUCACGAAUGAAUCAAAGAAAACGAGUUCGUAAAGAGUUCCAUCGAUCUUCUUAAUCUCGUAUUAGAGAAGGAAAACGAAGACGAGAGAGAAUUAUGAAUUAUGCUUUACGAUACGCGAUCAAUUUGGAACUUUUUUAAUCAGUCUCGAUUAGCGGUUAUUCUAUUUGAAAAAAAAAAGAAAAGAAAAAAAAAAGAAAGGAAAAAAAGAAAAGAUGUCAGUCUCGUCUAGUUCAUCAAAAUCGUUCGUUAUCUAUUAUAUAAGUAUCGAUAAGGAAUCGAAAGGUAGAAGAUUAAAGCUUAAGGGGCAUUUACAAAUGUAACGAAAAAAAAAAAAAGAAAGAGAAAAAAGACCCAAGUCGAAUAAAUUGUUACAUAAAAUACGUUUUCUCAAAAA